AAAAUUUAAAAAAUAUUUCUGUAUGUUUUCAAGUCAUGGACAUCAAAGCUCUUCUUCUCGGCAUACAAAUAAUCGCUUGAGUUUAUCUGUCACACCGGCCUUUCCAAUUUUUAUUUCGUCUGAUAUUGCAUUUAUUAAAGAAAACACAAUCACUCAAUCAACUCGAACUCGUUCUAAUUCCUUUUUACUGGCUGAAGAUCUAAGCCCUGAAGUCCAACCCAAAAUAUUUGAUGCAACAUCUGAUAAUUUGGUUUGGGAUAAUUUGUCUCUGAUUUCAAAUGAAUCGGCAAUCUCUGCUGGAAGCGGGGUUGAAAAGAGUGUGGAAAGACAACCAAUUGAUGAACAAAAAGUUUGUCUUCAACUUAGCGAUUAUCUAAUUGAAUCUAUGGAAGAACUUCAAUGGAAAGAAAUGACUGCAAAUAUUGAUUUUGAUGAGGAAGUAGAUCCCUGUUUAUAUCUCAAACAAUUUAAUAUUCUGAGGAGUAAUUCUAUUUCAAAUAAAUCAGAAACUGGUUCGAAAUCCUCUUUUGAUUAUAAACUUGAGGAGGGCCGUUCCUUUUUUUAUUUUGAAAAUUCACAAGAAGAAUGUUCACAGAAGCCUGGAACUUCAAGAUAUAGAAUUAUCACUUUUUGAUAACACAAACAAUUUGGGACAACCUUCAACUUCCUAUAUUUCCCAUUCACCAAAAUCUUCGAAUUCGACGAGACAACAAAAAUGUGAUGAAAUAGAAGAAAGAGAUUAUUCA
Messenger RNA from Meloidogyne enterolobii, 746 nucleotides. The record is from the annotation of a GenBank genome assembly. NCBI's taxonomy places the organism in Eukaryota, Metazoa, Nematoda, Chromadorea, Rhabditida, Meloidogynidae.